This is a messenger RNA of Melitaea cinxia (Glanville fritillary), 1560 nucleotides long. RefSeq lists its product as uncharacterized. The record is from RefSeq and is a predicted model, not a curated record. The transcript is spliced from 2 exons. NCBI's taxonomy places the organism in Eukaryota, Metazoa, Arthropoda, Insecta, Lepidoptera, Nymphalidae. Bases 3 to 1385 code for a protein of 460 amino acids.
GAAUGUUAAUUCCAGUACUGUCGUGUUCAACGCCGGAACAUCACUCGGCUAUAUCGUCAAUAGAUUCGCCGUCAAGAGAUAGUGAUUCAGAUGCGGCUAGUCCUGUACCAUUUCUAUGUACUCAAGAUGGAGCCGAGGGUGAAACGGACGUUGUAUGGAAUUUCUACACCCCAAAAUCCGGAGCAACCAAAUACAACGUCAAAAUCACAACACCAGUUAGAAGAAGAGCCAGAAAAUCAGAAAGACUUAAGAAUAUAGAGAAAGAAGAAACUAAACGUAGAACAGUAAAGCCUUCACAGAAAAAAUAUGAACUAUUUCAAGAGCUUAUCGAGUUAAAUCAUGAUUUAAAUAAAAUUAUUAAUAAAAAUGCGACUAUAACAGUAGAAAAACCACAAUCUGAAGAAGACAUUUUUAGUGACGGUAGUGACAGUUCUCCUAGAAGUGGCUUAAAAAGUAAGAAUCGCUGCUUAAGAAAAAAUGUUCUAAGUUCUAAGUUCUUGAAACCGGAAUCUGAAAGUGGAUUAGAGUCAGAUGAUUCUAUGAAUGAAUUUUUAUUAAAAGCUAGUCAGGCAGUUGAAGAAAAUAUCUUAAAUAGGGUACAAGUUGACCCUAAAAGGCCUUGUUUUGAGCCAGUUGACAAGAGCGUUAAAUCAAGCUUGCAUGUAAUAAACCAAGAUUCUAUGGAUGCUAUAUUAAAUAAUAUAAAAAUGGAGUCUCCAAAUAUCGCUAAAAUAAAAAGAUGUGAAACGCCUAAACUCAACAAUGAUUCAUUUGAUAAUUUACUUGGUGACUUAAAUGAUAGCACAAUAGAAAGUCUAUCACAAUAUCCUGUACAGACAGAUUUUGCUGCAGAUAGAAAUAAUGUAAAUCAAUCAAAAAAAGAUUUGAAGAUAAGCAUUGAGAGUCCAUCAUCAAAAAUAUUUAGUAGACACAAUUCAAUGCCAGAGUCGCCAUCUGUUAACAACGGUGAUAAACCUUCGACAAGUGGCAUGGCAUUUAGUAGAUACAGCUCAAUGCCAUUCAAUAAAAGUAAUGAAAAAAUAGGUCUUGGAGAUUCACCAAUACGAUGUACUCCUGAGGAAAUCAGGAAAAAACAUCAACAAGCAAGAGAAAAGCUUCUUGCUAAGCGAACCCUGCCUUUUACACCAGCUCAACAAAUAAUUCCAACCAAACCAACACAGGCCGCGCAGAAAUUUGUACCUAAGAAACCUUUUCAACCUAAAGUUCCUACUGCACCCAUUGUUACCAAUAAUGUUGAUACUAUGAAAAUUACAGAAUCGAUAAAAAAGAUAAGUGCAGAUCAAGAUAUUAAACAACUUAUCGAAAAGAAGAGACAAGAAGCCCUAAUGAAGUUAAGGAGAAGGCAUACUCAAAAAAAAUGUUGAAAAUUAAUAUUAAAUAAAAUUGUGUGAAUUAUUUCUAUAUUUCAAAAUAAUUAUUUUCUUGUACCUAAAUGUAAUGUGAUAGUUUUUUUGUUUAAUUUAGUGCCUUAUAUUCUCAAUGAUAAGUACUUUAUUUAUAUCAAACAUACUGAUUUUUGAAAUAAAGUAUUGAUUUCUA